Messenger RNA from Penaeus indicus, 4520 nucleotides. RefSeq names its product ATP-binding cassette sub-family B member 10, mitochondrial-like. The coding region runs from base 110 to 2203 and encodes 697 amino acids. The transcript is spliced from 14 exons. Gene Ontology annotation, cellular component: mitochondrial inner membrane. NCBI's taxonomy places the organism in Eukaryota, Metazoa, Arthropoda, Malacostraca, Decapoda, Penaeidae. The record is from RefSeq and is a predicted model, not a curated record. Gene Ontology annotation, molecular function: ATP binding; ABC-type oligopeptide transporter activity; ATP hydrolysis activity. Gene Ontology annotation, biological process: oligopeptide export from mitochondrion.
GGAAAGUGCUGUGAGUGAAAACUUCUUCCUUAUUUUCUCCUUUUAAACGGUUAUUUGAAGGGAAUUUAGCAUUAUAGGCACGCGUUUGAGAUGCAUAUGCUGAUUAGCAAUGGCAAGGCUGCUGUCAUUGGUAGGAUGCAGAGGUACAUCAUUUCCUGUCUGUGCCUUAGACUCUACUGUUCUGCUGGCACUUCGACAAAGCUGGCUCCCAUUCCUAAGGGUUGGCAGUGUUAAUGGGGUCUGUAUUAAACAGUAUGGCAUCAGCAGCUCUUUGAAAGGGAAGAAGUCUCAACAUAAGUACUUUCCAUGCAAUCAGCUCUACCAGAUAUCACUGUUGAGUACAGAUGCACAGCAACAGCAACUCAGACGAGGAAGUGCAGCCGACACAUCCAUUCAUUUGCCGGCCGACAAAACACAAACUUCCAGUACCUCAUUAAAGAAGAUAAAACCCUCGGAAUAUAAUAGAUUGUUUGCUUUAGCUGCUCCGGAAAAAUGGACUCUAGCCGGUGCUAUUAGUCUCCUGGCAAUCUCGAGUUCAAUAACAAUGUCAGUGCCCUUUGCGUUGGGCCAUGUCAUCGACAUCAUCUACACAGCUGACCCAACAGCCAUGAAGCAAAAUCUGGACAAGGUCUGCCUUGCCCUGACCGGGAUCUUCCUGCUGGGGGCAUCAGCCAACUUUGGCCGCGUCUACCUCAUGAACAUAGCAGGCCAGCGCAUAACCCGGUCACUGCGCUCUUUAGUAUUUGCUUCGGUGAUGAAGCAAGAAAUUGGCUUCUUCGACACCAACAAGACUGGGGAGCUGAUUAACCGCCUCUCAGCUGACACGUCCCUCGUUUCCCAGUCGGUCACUAUGAACAUCUCUGAUGGUCUGCGGUCAGUUGUCAUGGCAUUGGCGGGGGUGGGCAUGAUGUUUUACAUGUCUACCAAACUAGCCAUUGUUGGUCUGAGUAUUGUACCACCUGUAGCUCUCCUGGCAAUAGCAUACGGUCGCUAUGUUCGCAAUAUUACUAAGAGUGUCCAGGACACACUAGCUCAGGCAACUCAAGUGGCUGAAGAAAGAAUUGGCAAUGUCCGCACAGUCAGGUCCUUCGCACAGGAACUCAAGGAAAUCCAAACGUAUGACUCUAAGAUUGAUCAUGUCCUCAGGCUCACAUACAAGGAGUCGUUGGCAAAAGGAAUAUUUUUUGGAAUGACAGGGCUGAGUGGCAACAUUAUCAUCCUAUCAGUCCUCUACUAUGGAGGAGGUCUCGUGGCUGAGUCUGCCCUUAGCGUUGGGCAGCUGUCUUCCUUCCUCCUGUAUGCAGCUUAUGUGGGCAUUGCACUAGGGGGGAUUUCUACCUUCUACUCAGAGAUGAACCGUGGCAUAGGGGCAUCAACCAGGCUCUUCUCCUUGAUGGACCGCGAACCAGCCAUUCCAACACAGGGAGGUUUAACACUCCCUGUGAAUGAGGUGAAAGGAGAAAUCCGAUUUAGCAAUGUAAAUUUUGCUUAUCCAUCGAGACCUGAUCUUACACUAUUUAAAGACCUUGACUUUUUCGUGCCUGCAGGUUCAGUGGUGGCUGUCGUUGGUGCAAGCGGCUCGGGAAAGAGCACCAUUGGCUCUCUCCUCCUGCGACUCUAUGACCCCAUUGCUGGAGAGGUCACAGUGGAUGGUGUGCCCAUCACUCAGCUGGAUCCAGCCUGGCUGAGAGCUCUCAUCGGCUCUGUUAGUCAGGAACCCGUCCUCUUUUCUACUAGCAUCCGUGAAAACCUCCUCUAUGGAGCCCAAGAUCCUAACAGCAUCACAGAGGAACAGCUGGUGAGUGCAGCACAGGAGGCCAACGCCCUGAACUUCAUUCAUUCUUUCCCCGAGGGCUUUGAUACCCUAGUGGGGGAGAGGGGAGUCAUGCUCUCCGGCGGGCAGAAGCAGAGGAUUGCCAUUGCAAGAGCUCUCAUCAGCAAUCCUCGCAUCUUGUUGCUGGAUGAAGCUACCAGUGCACUUGAUGCUGAAAGUGAAAGCUUAGUCCAGGAAGCCCUGGAGAGGCUCAUGAAAGGACGAACAGUGAUCACCAUCGCACACAGGCUUUCAACUAUUAGGAAUGCAGAUCAAAUUGCUGUUCUCCAGGAUGGGACCAUUGCAGAGCUCGGUUCCUAUAAAGAUUUAAUGGCACAACCCAGUGGCAUCUUCCGCAAGCUGGUAGAGAGACAGACUAUCACAAGCUAGGGGAAAAUGCUAGUGUAGACACUGAGUAGUAAAUAUGAGCAAGUAUUGUUGUAUUAUAAUGUACCUGCAAGAGUCUUUUAUUUAGGAUAUUAGCAUUGUUGCUGGAUAGGUAGCAGUUCUAAGACUGUCAUUUAUGAGACUGGUUUGAUCUCCUAUUUGGCAAUAAAUAUCUCUAGUAUCAUUUUCAUUAAACAGUGCCCUGUUUAUUGUACAUUUACCUCUCAAGCCUUUGUAAAUCUAAUUGAUAAUUUAUUUAAUUAAUAAAUUGCAAAACUUUACCUCUUCAUAUAUUUAGUUGCCUUGCAACUAGAUAUAUCCUUUGUUUCUGUAUUUUUCCUCAGGCCUCAUCCAGAGUUGUGGAAUGAGUUUCUUUCACUGAGAAUUAGAAUUUGUAAUUUAAUUAAACUCUGAGGUAUUUAUUAGAGUUGAAAAUUGAAAAAAAAGCAAAUGAGAACUCAAUGAUGAUAGUAUAUUUGACCAGAAAUAUAAAUAGCCAGGUCAUUUCUAUCAUAUAAGAUAAACAAGAAAGACUAUGUGGCUGUCUACUUAAGACCAAAAUACUGUUGUAAAAUCUGCUAUGCACAAAGAAAAUUUUGAUUUUUUUAAUCUUUAUAUUAGUCAUAGAUAUAUAAGUAUUCCAAAUUUUAUUCAAUCUGAUCCCAAAAACCGUGAAGGAAAAAGAAAUAUUAUGUCAGUUUCUCACCUGAGGGAGAAUAUGGACCUCUCAUGGUUGUUGGGAAUGUAUUGGUUUAUCAAACUAAAUGAAAGUAAGUGAUAAUAUUGAUAAAAAGUUGAAUUGUUUCAGAACAAGAGUUUUUUAUUGUUACUAAUGAACAAGUAUAAUUUUUUUUUUCUUUUUUCAAGGUGUAUAGUAAGGUAUACUUUGCAUAAAUAUAAGAAUAUCAUGUUUGAAUGUGUGUGUGUGUGUGUUUGGAUACACGUGAAUUUGUUUGUUGAUGUGUGUCUGAAUUCACAGUUCAUGUGUGAAUAUAUCCAUAUGCAUGUAUAUAUCAUUGUUACUAAUGUAUUUAUGUGGGUAUUUGCCCAUAUGUUGUUUACUUUUAAUUGUCCAUUAUAUCAAUUCUGAACAAUAAGAAGGUAGCUACUUUUUUUUUGUAAAAUUACAAGUGCAAUACAAAUUCUAAAUUAUUUUUUAACUGUUGACCAACUAUUUUGGAGUAUGUUUAGUAAUUUUGGCUUCCAUGUUUUCUUUCUUUCUGUCUGUUCAUAUUUAUUUCUCAAUUAUCUUCUUAUGAAGUUUAUAGACCAUUAUAUGGGGUUAGAAUUUGUUUUGUGAGAUAACUUAUGCAAUUUUUAUUCAUCAUCUGUUUAUUUUUAUAUGUGAUAGUAUAUGACAUGAAAUGAGGUUUAUCAAUAGCACCUUUACUUUCUUUUAUAAUAUUACAGUUUUAAAUAUAUGAUGCACAAGAAAAUGAUGAAACAGAUCUGAUUAGAUGAAGAAGUGUUACAAGCACUGGAAAAACUGAGCAGGUGGGAAGUGAAGUGUUAUGAAAAAUAAGCACAUUAAGAAAAUGAAACAAUAGCUAACCUUUUUCUCUUUUUUUUCUGUUUUUCUUUUCAUUGACUUGCUUCACAUUACAGAAGAGAUGGUUUAUCUACUUUCCACUUUUUAUGGAUCGACCAAGUAUCUUUUGUCUGUAAUUUGAGGCAACUUUGUGAAUAAUGAAUACAGCAAGUUGAGUGCUCUGUUAGUGUAUUGUUUUUAUAGAAUAGAACCUUUAUAUAAAGUCUUUGAUUUACACAAAUCAUUCAGAUUAUUUUUUCUUAUUUUUUCAAUAUAUUUUCUCAUUUAGGAUAAUUUUUGACUGUUUGAAACUAGUGUCAUUUUUUUCCCUUUGAAAAUCACCUGUGUUAUAGAAAUUGUAGUAGUGAAACAGAUAGGCUGAAGACAACAAUGAGAAAGACAAAGCUUCCUCUGUGUCUUCCAUAAGCCAGUUUUAUUUAAAGGUAUUUGUACAAGGUGUAUUUAGCUUCUACUUUCAUCUCCCAAGUUAAUUCUCCUGUGUUUACUAGCAAAACAGAAGGCUUACUAGAACUUUGUUUCUGUAGUGGGUGAUAGGGAUAGAGCUAAAUGAAACACAGUUUGUCUUUCUCUACUUUUUUGUUUGUUUAAUUUAUUUGUUUGUUAUUAUUGUGUGUUAAAUUGUUAGAUUACACGAUUUUCAUUAUUGGUAUAGCAUGAUGCUCAUCAUGAGUUAUAAUGUAUAAACAUGUAUUUAAGAUGUAGAAUUGUUUAGAUUGUUUCACAUAUAUAUAUAUUUGGGAAAGUGAUGAUAAUAAAAAUAUUGAGUGAUAA